UGAAAGAAGAGUUUGCAGGGGAAGAAAAGUCUGUGCGGUGAGAAAGUUCUGGGAAAGAGGCGAAUGGCCCGACAAACACGAGCUUGAACCGACAAAAGUUACGCAACUGGGGUGUCAGGCCAACUGGUAGUUCUGGUUGACAAUGGACCCUAAUCCUGAGACAAAGAAGAUGACCCCUUACCUGUCAGGAUACCACUCCUUUGAAACUCAGAAACUGACCCCACCCAGAGGACCAGGCUGCAGCUGGCUAGUGGUACUUGCAGCUGUAUCAGCCUCGCUGAGUGGCCUGAUGUUGGGCUAUGAAAUGGGCCUGACCUCUGGGGUCUUGCUGCAGCUGCGGGGCAGUCUCUCCCUCUCCUGCAGGGAACAGGAACUGCUGGUCAGCUCCCACCUGGUCGGUGCUCUUCUUGUCUGCUUAGCUGGCGGCCCCAUUCUGGAUCGCUAUGGCCGUCGCUGGUCUUUGUUCCUGAGUGCUGGCAUGGUGAUUGGCGGAACCAUUGCACUUGUUGCCGUGACCUCGCUUGUUGCACUCACACUGGGUCGUGUAAUAGUCGGCAUGGGUACAGCUUUGUCAGGGACAGCAGCAUGUUUGUACAUUGCAGAGAUCUCACCAAGGGAAAGGAGGGGUCUGCUGGUGACACUGUACGAGCUGAUGCUGGUUGUGGGGGUAAUGUUGGGAUUUGGCUGUAGUUACGCCUUUGCUACUUUGCCUAAUGGCUGGGCAUAUACAUUCGGACUUGUAAUUCCUCCAGCGCUGCUCCAGAUAGGGGCACUUGUCUUCCUCCCACCUAGUCCGCGCUUCCUUGUUGCUCAGGGCAAAGUGGAGCAGGCGAGGGCCGUGCUGACCAGAAUGAGAGGUGAUCAUAAGGAGCAUGUCGCAGUGGAGCUCAGGGACAUCCAAGCUGGACUAAAAGAAGAAUCAGAGCAUAGUUUCUGGGAGCUUUUCAGUGACAAGGCUAACCUACGAUUACGGCUGCUAACAGGUGUAGCCUUAGUCUUCCUCCAGCAGGCUACUGGACAGCCCAACAUCCUCUCCUACGCUUCACCACUCCUCCGUAGCGUGGGCUUCAACAGUGACGCUGCGGCAACUUUGGCCUCCACAGGUUUUGGAGUGGUUAAAGUAGUCGGCACCAUCCCUGCCGUGUUGCUGGUCGACCGUGUGGGACCCAAGAGCUUUUUGUGUGUGGGAGCUGUUGCGAUGGGAAUGUCACUGGCUGCACUUGGUACACUGACGCUGCAGAGUCACACUCAACUCACAAGCCUGUGUAAAAGUCAGACUGCACUAAACCACACAGAUGCGCUUUGGGAUUUAAACAGGACAUUUAAAGAUUUGGACCGCAGUGACAAUUUUUCCACUGAACUCCCAAGUCUGUGGAGUGCUGAGGAAGCACAGAGAAUUGACGCAAAGGGUGAUGGGAUUGGGAGAUCAGGAGGAGAGGGGUCUCAUGUUGAAGUGUCUUCCUCACUGAAGUGGGCAUCAUUGAUCAGCCUUCUGGUGUAUGUGGCAGCCUUCUCUAUUAGCCUCGGGCCAAUGGUGUAUGUGGUUCUUAGUGAAAUCUUUCCAAUGGGUGUCCGAGGAAGGGCCGUGUCUGUGGUGUCGGCUGUAAACUGGGCCACAAACCUGCUCAUCUCCAUGACAUUCCUCACUGUCACAGAAAAGAUUGGUGUUCCCAAUGUUAUGUUCCUGUACUCUGCCAUGAGCUUUGUUCUACUGGUGUUCGUCAUCCUCUGUGUCCCUGAGACCAAAGGCCGCACACUGGAGGAGAUAUCAAAAGAGCUGGCUAAGAAGAAGAAUUUUAAGGUGAAACUCUUAAGGCAUGCUCAGCCUCGAGACAGUCUUCUCAGCAGGAGCACAUCCACAGAUAAUCCAGCAAACGCCUGACUUCUUUCAGGGCCACAACACUGCACCUCAGAGUCAACGGAUAUUAAACUACGUAAUACAUGCAUAUAUUUUAUCCCCUUUCUAUUCAAGCAGAGUCCCAUCUUUUUUUUUUCAUGAAGCCUCUUGAAUUAGUGUUAAAACUAAUUCACUAAAAAAAAGUUUAGAGUAACAUGUGCUAUGAAAUCAAACACUUGCCCAAAGUGGGAGUGUUUAAUGCUUUGACUCCCUGUAUAACUAUAUACUUGUAUACUUGUAAUAAGACAAAACAGAAAUUUGUUGAGCCCUAUGAUCAAACCAGUACCUGUUAUAUAAGCCUAACUCCUUAUUUCUUACAUUUUAUGGGAACAAACAUUUUAAUUAAGUUUUUUACUGGCUGCUGAACAAAGAAAACAAAGCUUUUAUAAGAUCUAUUAGUAAUAUUUUAAUAGAUGAUUUAACAUCUAGGACUAUUACAUUAAGAGGCGUGAGAAGUUGUGCGUUGAUCAUAUUAUAGUCAAGUAAUUAAUGGAUGGAAUAUUUUGCAAGGAAAAUUAUUUUGUGGAUAAGUUUUGUUCACAGUAAAAAUUGCACAUUUUUUUUUCUUUGAUUUGUACUUUGAUACCUUUACAGAUCUUGUUACAAGAUGUAGAAAUGUUGUAGCCAAGUCUUUAAAAAUAAAAAGCAAGUCAUUUUCUGAGA
This is a messenger RNA of Melanotaenia boesemani (Boeseman's rainbowfish), 2560 nucleotides long. RefSeq names its product solute carrier family 2 member 12 (gene slc2a12). Gene Ontology annotation, cellular component: membrane. Gene Ontology annotation, molecular function: transmembrane transporter activity. Lineage: Eukaryota; Metazoa; Chordata; Actinopteri; Atheriniformes; Melanotaeniidae. The transcript has 6 exons. Bases 143 to 1882 code for a protein of 579 amino acids. The record is from RefSeq and is a predicted model, not a curated record. Gene Ontology annotation, biological process: transmembrane transport.